Glycine soja is the source of this 1779-nucleotide messenger RNA. Its product is annotated as F-box protein CPR1-like. NCBI's taxonomy places the organism in Eukaryota, Viridiplantae, Streptophyta, Magnoliopsida, Fabales, Fabaceae. The transcript has 3 exons. Gene Ontology annotation, molecular function: protein binding. The coding region runs from base 144 to 1322 and encodes 392 amino acids. The record is from RefSeq and is a predicted model, not a curated record.
AUGGGCAUAGUCUAACUCCAGUAAAUAAAGUAAAAAAUGUGGUAACGCGUGUUUCAGUAGAGGUUUGCAGUUGGUAAGUAAUGACACGCAGACACAGUCUGGAUUUCUCCAGACGCAAACCCUAGGAAAGAAGAAGGAAUUGGAUGCAUGCAAAUCCAAUCACAGUAUCGAACAUGGCAAAUCUUCCGGUGGAAGUUGUCACCGAAAUCCUGUCCCGUCUACCGGUGAAGUCGGUUAUCCGGCUGCGGUCCACCUGCAAGUGGUGGCGGUCCAUCAUCGACAGCAGGCACUUCAUCCUCUUCCACCUCAACAAAUCCCACACCAGUCUCAUUCUCCGGCACCGCUCCCAGCUCUACUCCUUGGACCUCAAAUCCCUCCUCGACCCCAACCCCUUUGAACUUAGCCACCCCCUGAUGUGCUACAGCAACAGCAUCAAGGUCCUCGGCUCCUCCAAUGGCCUCCUCUGCAUCUCCAAUGUCGCCGACGACAUCGCCCUCUGGAACCCUUUCCUCCGCAAGCACCGUAUUCUCCCCUCCGACCGCUUUCACCGCCCCGAAUCCUCCCUCUUCGCCGCCCGCGUCUACGGCUUCGGCCACCACCCCCCCUCCAAUGACUACAAGCUCCUCAGCAUUACCUACUUCGUCGAUCUCCACAAACGCACCUUCGAUUCCCAGGUCCAGCUCUACACCCUCAAAUCCGACUCCUGGAAGAAUCUCCCCUCCAUGCCCUACGCUCUCUGCUGCGCUCGCACCAUGGGCGUCUUCGUCUCCGGCUCCCUCCACUGGCUCGUCACCCGAAAACUCCAACCUGACGAGCCCGAUCUCAUCGUCGCCUUCGACCUCACAAGCGAGACCUUCUGUGAAGUGCCGCUCCCUGCAACCGUUAACGGAAAUUUCGACAUGCAGGUGGCUUUAUUAGGUGGCUGUCUCUGCGUCGUGGAGCAUAGGGGAACUGGAUUUCAUGUCUGGGUCAUGAGAGUGUACGGAUCUAGAGAUUCUUGGGAGAAGCUUUUUUCAUUAACAGAGAACCACCACCAUGAGAUGGGAUCGGGAAAAUUGAAAUAUGUGAGGCCUUUGGCUUUGGAUGAUGGGGACAGGGUUUUGUUCGAACACAACCGUAGCAAGCUCUGUUGGUAUGACCUCAAAACUGGUGAUGUGAGUUGCGUUAAAUUACCUUCUGGAAUUGGAAACACAAUUGAAGGAACGGUUUGUGUACAAAGCCUGGUCCCGCCAACUUUACUGAGCCUGCGUGAUGAGAGCCAGGAGAAAAAUAGGAAGAAAAGGGAUGACUUCCUCUCUAAGGGGUUCAAAUUGACAUUGUAAGCGGGAAAAAUAUGAAGAGGAAAUGGAUUGAAGGGGAACCAAAGUGCUAUAGUUCACAAUUUUCAAUACCAAGAAAUCGAUGAUAAAAUGGAUCUCGGGUAGAUGUUGCUUUUGAUUCCUUUCCUUACAUUGGAAGCUGUUCAUCCCAACAAGGAGAAAAUUAAUGCGCCAUCUCCCGUUUUGUUUGUAAUAAAUUUGUGUUUAUAUUUUAUACUCCUACGCUGCUAGAUACUUGAUGAGUUCAUUGCCCCAUCGGGUGGGUUUAUGCAUCUAUGUAUUUAUUGGUUGUAGCCACCCUUAUACGGGCCGAUGGAAUAGGCGAAUCUCAUACAGCUUUACAUGAAUGGUUAUCUGUUAGAAGAAAGUAAGUUUUGUUCGCUUGAUUGAUAAAUGAUUCGGAACACUGGGAUUAGAAUGCUUUGUAACAAGUCAAUGAUACCGUUUUUCAUACUGAAAA